Penicillium crustosum is the source of this 1560-nucleotide messenger RNA. Its product is annotated as putative MFS transporter. Bases 1 to 1560 code for a protein of 519 amino acids. Lineage: Eukaryota; Fungi; Ascomycota; Eurotiomycetes; Eurotiales; Aspergillaceae. Gene Ontology annotation, molecular function: transmembrane transporter activity. The transcript is spliced from 7 exons. Gene Ontology annotation, biological process: transmembrane transport. The record is from RefSeq and is a predicted model, not a curated record.
AUGGCAGUUGAUACCCCGGAGACCAAGUCUGUGGACGCGGUCUCGGCACCUGUCAAUGAAGACAUUCGCACUUCAUCGGAAGAAUCUAGCGAUGGUUCCGAGGGAAAAAGACCACCACCGCUUGCAGCAAAGUUAAUCGCAGUGGCACUGAUCUCGUGUAUUAGCUUUGGCUCACACUGGAGCUCUGGCGUGACGGGUGCUAUGAAGAGCACGAUCAAAAAGCAAAUGCAUAUCGACAAUGUUCAAUUUUCGCUCUUGGAAGCCAGCGAAAACUUCAUGGCCACAGUUCUGCUUUUGAUAAGUGGCGUGGUCACUGACCGAGUUGGCGGAGCUCAAAUGAUCGUUUACGGAAAUAUCGUCUAUACCAUCGGUUCUAUCCUCGUUGCUGCCGCCGCCACUGUGCGCUCUUUCGAUUUCAUGAUCGGAGGUCGGGUUAUCCUUGCACUCGGCGAUAUCGCUACCCAAAUCGCUCAGUAUAAGAUGUUUUCCUCUUGGUUUCCUCCUAGUAGUGGAUUUGCAUCCACAUUAGGCUUUGAGCUCGCUAUCGGCAAGAUAGGCGGGUUUGUUGGAAAGGCGACGGCCAAUGUCAUUGCAAAGAAAACCGGAAAUUUUGCGUGGGUCUUCUGGACCUCGGUGUUCAUGAAUCUCUUCACCAAUUUCGCUAGCGCAGGGUUCUGGUUCUUCAACGUGUAUUGUAAUCGCCAUUUCGAGGGACGACGCGAUAAAGCCACAAAGGAACAACUGACAGAGAAAAACAAAAAGUUCGAAUUUCGAAAGAUAUUUGAGCUCCCGUGGAUGUUCUGGGCUGUCAUGGGCUUCUCUAUAUUCCAAACGAGUGCCGCGACAGUCUUCAGUCAAAAUGCCACCGAGCUGGCCGAGAGGCGAUUCAAUGUCGAUUCCAUCAAGGCCGGGUGGUAUAGUUCACUUUCGCAGUAUGCAGGAUUCUUCCUCGUUCCCUGCUUGGGCGUGUUUAUUGAUGUCCUCGGCAACCGAGCAUCUGUCUUGUUUGUCUGCGGUCUGGGAAUGCUUCUGAGCAUGGUUCUCAUUAAUUUUGCAACAUCAACGGCAGGCACGGGAGCUGCAUUCGGCAUCUACGCCAUUGCUGUGUCCCUCGGACCAACCUCGGUCAUCGACAGCAUUCGCACCUCGCUAUGGCACCAAUCGGUCUUUGGAUCUGCGUAUGCAUUGAAGGUCACCAUGAACAAUGCUAUGAGCAUUAUAGUUCGGAUCAUCACGGGAGCUUUGCAAGACGCAGAUGACAACUCAUACCGCCGAGUGGUGCAGGUCUAUCUAGUUCUUGCUGCCGGUUCUCUGGUUGUCGGUGCGGCUAUCCUGAUCGGCUCGUUUUUGACCGAUAACCUGGCACCGCUACAGUGGACUCGUCACAAACGGUUGACAUCGGGCGCGGCUAUCAUUGAGCGGAUUCGAGAGCACAACUUGGUAACCAUGCAGCAGCGCACUCGGAAGAUCUCCAUAAUUUGCUUUGGCGCUCUGAUCUUGCUGACAGUUGGGUCGUGGGUGGCGUAUAUCUGGGGUGCGGUAACCGGCCAUAAUUCCUAG